AUGACAAACUUACCGUUGUAUCGACUGAUUGUAUUCAAUCUUUUGGAAAUCAAUCUGAGGAGUGCAAUGGUAUUUCAUUGCUGGUCGCCUAGGGAGGCAUAUCCUUUGGCCAAAUUGUUGUCGGAGAACAGUAUUUAUGCGCAAUUCAUUGACCUGCAACAGGACCCCGAGAACCUGGCCAACAUACACAAGGACUACUUGGACAGUGAGUUGCCCAAGUUGGGUGUCUUUUUGGAUUUGGGCUGCGAAAUGGCAGAGUCAGUUACCAACCAGUCCAGUCGAGCUCGUCUUUAUAAUCAAAAUCUUCACUGGCUGCUUUACGACGAGGCUGGUAAUUUGACCAAACUAAGCCAACUUUUCCAGAAUGCCAAUCUCAGUCUGAACGCCGACGUAACCCAUGCCAGUCGCCAGGAAGAGGCCCAGGACACUUUUGUUCUCCGCGAUGUCUACAACAAGGGAAGCCACUUAGGCGGGCAGCUCAAUGUCACCAUCGACCGGAGUCUCCAGUGCAAUCCAAGUCUCUGCCAGGUGAGGGAUUACCUAAGUGAUUUGCACCUGGGCUCUAGACUGCAGCAUCGAACGGAUUUAUCGAACAUUACCUUCCGUUUGGCUGCUUUGGUCUCCGUGUUGCCCAUUAACUCCAGUGAGGAGGCUCUCCUAGAGUUUCUUAACAGCGAUAGAGACUCCCACAUGGACUCCAUUUCCCGUAUUGGCUACAGACUUAUCCUUCACUGUCAGGAGGUCUUGGGAUUCAAAAUGCACUACAUGUGGUGUGGCACUUGGAGUGUCCAGGAUGCCUUUGGUGGAGCCAUUGGAAUGCUUGUCAAUGAAUCCGCUGAAAUUUGUACUACUCCCUUUGUGCCAUCCUGGAAUCGACUCCACUAUGUCCAUCCCAUGACGGAACAGGCUCAGUUCCGAGCCGUCUGCAUGUUUCGGACCCCCCACAAUGCCGGAAUCAAGGCUGCCGUUUUCCUGGAGCCCUUCAUGCCGAGUGUUUGGUUCGCUUUCAUGGGUCUCUUGAUGUUUGCCGGAGUUCUGUUGUGGCUGAUCUUUCGUCUGGAGCGGCAUUGGAUGCAAAGGUGUCUGGAGUUUAUGCCUUCGUUGCUUUCCAGUUGCCUGAUCAGUUUUGGAGCGGCCUGCAUUCAGGGUUCCUAUUUGAUGCCCAAGUCCGCCGGGGGACGAUUAGCCUUCAUAGCUGUGAUGUUGACCUCUUUUCUCAUGUACAACUAUUACACAUCCAUUGUAGUGGCCAUGCUGUUGGGAUCCCCAGUCCGGUCCAAUAUUAAGACUAUCCAGCAAUUGGCGGAUAGCUCCUUGGAUGUGGGCUUCGAUACAGUGCCCUUCACCAAGACUUAUUUAGUGUCUUCACCUCGUCCGGAUAUCCGCAGUCUUUACAAGCAAAAAGUGGAAAGCAAACGGGAUCCGAAUAGUGUGUGGCUUUCUCCGGAGGAGGGUGUCAUUCGGGUGCGGGAUCAGCCAGGAUUUGUCUACACUUCGGAGGCCUCGUUCAUGUACCACUUUGUGGAGAAGCACUAUCUGCCCCGAGAGAUCUCGGAUCUAAAUGAGAUUAAGCUGCGACCCGAAAGCGCCGUCUACGGGAUGAUUCAUCUUAACUCCACCUACAGGCAGCUGCUCACCCAGCUCCAGGUGCGGAUGCUGGAAACGGGAAUCACCUCGAAACACAGUCGCUUCUUCAGCAAGACCAAGCUGCAUACCUUCUCCAAUAGCUUUGUGAUCCAGGUGGGCAUGGAGUAUGCUGCUCCGUUGUUUAUAUCCCUCCUGGUGGCCUAUUUGUUGGCCCUGAUGAUCCUUCUGCUUGAAUUGUCCUGGGCGCGAUGGGGCCGGAGGACAAUCCUCAACCUGAAACUAUAA
This is a messenger RNA of Drosophila bipectinata, 1872 nucleotides long. RefSeq names its product Ionotropic receptor 75c (gene Ir75c). The record is from RefSeq and is a predicted model, not a curated record. Gene Ontology annotation, molecular function: ligand-gated monoatomic ion channel activity. NCBI's taxonomy places the organism in Eukaryota, Metazoa, Arthropoda, Insecta, Diptera, Drosophilidae. Gene Ontology annotation, cellular component: membrane.